GGCGCGCAGGCGGGCUGCGUCCCGGCCGGCUGCAGAGCAGGCCUGGAGCCGCGAGGCCACACCCCGCCGGGGCGGAGGGCGCUUCCCCGCCGGUGAAUCAUCGCCAGCAGCGUAGCCCGCAGUCCCGUUGCGGAGUGCAAGGCCCGGCCGCGCCCCUGCACCGAGCCCCGAGCCCAGCACCGAGCCCCCGAUCUCGAUCGCCGCGCAGCCGGGCACCAUGGCGGGCAUCGCGGCCAAGCUGGCCAAGGACCGGGAGGCGGCCGAAGGACUGGGCUCGCACGAGAGGGCGGUCAAGUACCUCAACCAGGACUACGAGGAGCUGCGGAACCAGUGCCUGGAGGCCGGGGUGCUCUUCCAGGACCCCUCCUUCCCCGCCAUCGCCUCUUCCCUGGGCUUCAAGGAGUUGGGACCCCACUCCAGCAAGACGCAGGGCAUCGAGUGGAAGCGGCCCACGGAGAUCUGCGGUGACCCCCAAUUUAUUGUCGGAGGAGCCACGCGCACCGACAUCUGCCAAGGAGCCCUGGGUGACUGCUGGCUGUUGGCGGCCAUCGCCUCCCUCACCCUGAAUGAGGAAAUCCUGGCCCGAGUCGUCCCCUUAGACCAGAGCUUCCAGGAGAACUACGCAGGGAUCUUCCGCUUCCAGUUCUGGCAGUACGGCGAGUGGGUGGAGGUGGUGGUGGACGACCGGCUGCCCACCAAGGACGGGGAGCUGCUGUUCGUGCACUCUGCGGAGGGGAGCGAGUUCUGGAGCGCCCUGCUGGAGAAGGCCUACGCCAAGGUCAACGGCUGCUAUGAAGCACUCUCAGGGGGCGCCACCACCGAGGGCUUCGAGGACUUCACGGGCGGCAUCGCCGAGUGGUAUGAGCUGAGGAAGGCCCCCUCCAACCUGUUCAAGAUCAUCCAGAAGGCUCUGCAGAAAGGCUCCCUCCUGGGCUGCUCCAUUGACAUCACCAGUAUGGCAGACUCAGAGGCCGUCACGUUCCAGAAGCUGGUGAAGGGGCACGCGUACUCCGUCACCGGAGCCGAGGAGGUGGAAAGCAGAGGAAGCCUGCAGAAGCUGAUCCGCAUCCGGAAUCCCUGGGGAGAGGUGGAGUGGACCGGGAAGUGGAGCGACAACUGCCCCAACUGGAACACUGUGGACCCAGAGGAGAAGGAGCGGCUGACCCAAAGGCGUGAAGACGGGGAAUUCUGGAUGUCCUUCAGCGACUUCCUGAGGCACUACUCCCGCCUGGAGAUCUGCAACCUCACGCCCGACACCCUCACCAGCGACAGCUACAAGAAGUGGAAGCUCACCAAGAUGGACGGGAACUGGCGGCGCGGCUCCACCGCGGGAGGCUGCAGGAACUACCCGAACACGUUCUGGAUGAACCCCCAGUACCUGAUCAAGCUGGAGGAGGAGGACGAGGACCAGGACAACGGCGAGAGAGGCUGCACCUUCCUGGUGGGCCUCAUCCAGAAGCACCGGCGGCGGCAGAGGAAGAUGGGCGAGGACAUGCACACCAUCGGCUUCGGCAUCUACGAGGUUCCGGCGGAGCUGGCCGGACAGACCAACAUCCACCUCAGCAAAAACUUCUUCCUGACGCACCGGGCGCGGGAGCGGUCCGACACCUUCAUCAACCUGCGGGAGGUGCUCAACCGCUUCAAGCUGCCCCCCGGGGAGUACAUCGUGGUGCCCUCCACCUUCGAGCCCAACAAGGACGGGGACUUCUGCAUCCGGGUCUUCUCCGAGAAGAAGGCCGACUACCAAGUCGUCGACGACGAGAUCGAGGGCAACCCUGAAGAGAUUGAGGUCGAUGAGGACAGCAUUGAUGACGGGUUCAGGAAGCUGUUUGCCCAGCUGGCCGGAGAGGAUGCAGAGAUCUCCGCCUUCGAGCUGCAGACAAUCCUGAGACGGGUCCUCGCCAAGCGCCAAGAUAUCAAGUCAGACGGCUUCAGCAUCGAGACCUGCAAGAUCAUGGUCGACAUGCUGGACUCCGACGGCAGCGGUAAGCUGGGCCUGAAGGAGUUCUACGUUCUCUGGAAGAAGAUUCAACAGUACCAAAGAAUUUACCGGGAAAUCGACGUGGACAGGUCUGGGACCAUGAACUCCUACGAGAUGCGGAAGGCGUUGGAAGAAGCAGGCUUCAAGCUGCCCUGCCAGCUGCACCAAGUCAUCGUCGCUCGCUUCGCGGACGACGACCUCAUCAUCGACUUCGAUAAUUUUGUCCGGUGUUUGGUUCGACUGGAAACACUCUUCAGGAUAUUCAAGCAGCUAGACCCCGAGAACACUGGAACCAUCUCCCUGGACCUUAUCUCCUGGCUCUGUUUUUCGGUGCUUUGAAGCUGUAACUCACCUGCCCGAAGACAUCCCAUUAAAGAAAGUCAGCCAUGGACUAAGCUUCCACAGAGAAACUUUUUAUCUGGACCUUGAUUAUGGGAACAUUUACUUAAACCAAUGAUUGUAGCUAAAAAUAAUACUAUUUGAGAUAGUAAAAAAAUUGCAUAUCAUUAGACUAAAUGCGAGUGAGUCGCUUAACCCUCCACAAGCUCAAAGAAAGCUUAAAAUCUGUAAAUAGUAUACACUUUUUACUUUUACACACGGUCCUGUGUAGAGCAAUAUGAAACCAGGAAAAUAGUGCAGGGAGGUAUUUAACAGCUGAGCAAACAUUGGGUCGCUCUCAAAGGACACGAGGUCCUUGCUGGGAACACUGAAAGCAAGGUCAAGUUGAACAACGCAGCUGUGACAGUUACCAAACAGCAGCUCAGGGCUCAUCGUUUCCCUGGAGUAACAUCAAAAAUAGGACGGUCACGAAGUGAUCCUGUAAAGGCAUCUGAAGAAGCCAGGUGAGAGCGCUCGCCUCUGUCACCCGAGUUACACGAGAGACAGGUUUCAGAGGGCACCGAGUGGUUAGCAGCGAGUCUUCCGAAACCUGAGUGUCCUGUGUACUGAAGGGACUCCUCUCCUGGUCAGCGGGAGCCGCCCACGGCAGCCAGGCAUCCCGUGUGCGCACCAGCCGUGAGGACGACGGACCGAACCACUUGCGGCCCACCCCAGCACUUCCCAAACUUGGCCGUCUGCAGCCUCUGUGCAUGGAGUUGCGGGGACAGGCGCCAUGUCUGUAGAAACGACACGAACUUGUUUCAUGGCUUUGCCUUGGGAGUACGCUAACCUCGUAAAACUAUUGCCUUGUUGCCUUACCUUCUGACAAAUGUACUGUUAAAUAAAGAGUUGCCUGGGCAGUCCA
This is a messenger RNA of Phyllostomus hastatus (greater spear-nosed bat), 3224 nucleotides long. It is a transcript of the gene CAPN2, whose product is annotated as calpain 2. The transcript is spliced from 21 exons. Bases 218 to 2320 code for a protein of 700 amino acids. Lineage: Eukaryota; Metazoa; Chordata; Mammalia; Chiroptera; Phyllostomidae. The record is from RefSeq and is a predicted model, not a curated record. Gene Ontology annotation, molecular function: calcium-dependent cysteine-type endopeptidase activity; calcium ion binding. Gene Ontology annotation, biological process: proteolysis. Gene Ontology annotation, cellular component: cytoplasm.